Messenger RNA from Lonchura striata (white-rumped munia), 587 nucleotides. RefSeq names its product ybeY metalloendoribonuclease (gene YBEY). NCBI's taxonomy places the organism in Eukaryota, Metazoa, Chordata, Aves, Passeriformes, Estrildidae. The record is from RefSeq and is a predicted model, not a curated record. Gene Ontology annotation, molecular function: metalloendopeptidase activity. Gene Ontology annotation, biological process: rRNA processing.
CGGUGGCGCCGCCAUGAGCGUGGCGCUGCGGAACGCGCAGCGAGCCGUGCCGGUACGCCGGGCCGCGCUUCGCCGCGCCGUGUGCGCCUUGCGCGCCGCCCUGGGCGCCUCCCGCUUCGACGUGGGGCUAGUGUGCGCCAGCAACGCGCUGAUGCAGCGGCUGAACGGCGCCUACCGACACUGCCCGGAGCCUACCGACGUCCUCUCUUUCCCGUUCCACCAAGUGGCGGCCGGGGAGCUGCCGCGGCCGUGUUGUCGUGGCGAGUACAACCUGGGGGACAUCUUCCUGGGGGUGGAAUACAUCCAUCAGCAGUGCCGCGAAACCGGGGAGAAUUUUGACGAUGUCCUGACGGUGACGGCGGCCCACGGAUUGUGUCACCUACUCGGCUACCGGCACGACACCAAACCCGAGUGGGAGCAGAUGUACCAGAAGGAAGCGCAAAUCCUGGGGGAGCUGAACCGCAUCACAGGCUCCCGCCUGCGGCCCCUCACAGCCGGCCUCUUCUGAGACCCUUAGAGGGGCUGGGGCUCCGCCGGUACCGCCCCGGACGUGGCGUAGGGAUGGCGGCGCAGGGGCGCGGCGGCCG